AUCAACAAGGAGAGCACGAGCUGGCAUUUGGAAGCGCCGCCGCUUCUGUCAGUGAAACCGACAUUUAACUGUGCCUCUAAUGUUUUUUCACCGUCUUGUUGGUGUAAGAAAAGGUCCUUGACGGCAGCAACUUCAGAGAGCGUCAUUUUUUCAGUCAGACCAAACAUCAGUACAGGCGGACGCGGCUCUCGUGGCAUGACUACCACAAACAAGGGAAACAAGGCCUUGAAGGUGAAGCGGGAGCCAGGGGAAAAUGGCACCAGCCUGACAGAUGAUGAGCUGGUGACCAUGUCAGUGCGGGAGCUGAACCAGCAUCUACGGGGCCUGACGAAGGAGGAAAUCCUUCAGCUGAAGCAGCGGCGGCGUACCCUGAAGAACCGGGGCUAUGCUGCUAGCUGCCGGGUGAAGCGUGUCACCCAGAAAGAGGAGCUGGAGAAGCAAAAGGCUCAGCUGCAGCAAGAAGUGGACAAGCUGGCCACAGAGAACGCCAGCAUGAAGGUGGAGCUGGAUGCUCUGCGUUCAAAAUAUGAGGCCCUCCAGAGCUUUGCAAGGACUGUGGCCCGCAACCCUGUCACCUCAGCUAGGGGACCUAUGGCUUCCGUCAUUGGGCCCCUCAUCCCUGGUAAAGUAGCUGCCACCAGCGUCAUCACCAUCGUCAAAUCCAAAACGGAGGCUAGGUCGUAGUAGCAGAAACGGCGGGAGGAAGAAAUUCAAGACUAAACUAGUCAGUGCAUCGUAACAUGCCGCAGGAUUACCUGUGUAAGUCCUCAGUUUUAACUCUUGGCACUAACACUAAUGAUAUGCUUCCCAAAUUCACUUUUUAAGUAUGACUCAGCAGUCUGCACCUGUGAACAGACAUGAUGUGAUUUAGGGUGACAUAGUCCAAUUGUACGAUUUAGAACGUUACAUUUGGUUUUUGAAGAAUCAUUUUUGAAUCAUAUUGAGAAUCAUAUUUGUGAUUACAAAUAUUAAAAAGGGAAUAUUGGGUUCAAAAGUAAAAUCUAACUCAGACAGUUAAUAAGUUGUUUUUAUAAGGUACUGUGUGUGAUGUGCCUGUUUCCUCAAGACUGAGCUCUUAAAAUGUUUCCGUCCUAAGAAUUGGUAUUUGUAGAGUCUCACAACCAGUCAAAUAAUAGGCAUUAGUCUUAGCCCCUGAACUCGUUUGCUUGUUAUUAUGCACUGACUAAAAUCUGGCUAAAUAACAAACAGUCACAAUCUCUUGGUGUGGAUGCUACAGAUGUCUUCAUAACAGCCUGACUAACCCAAAUCUAGUAAAUUAGUCAAAUUUGUGAUUUUGUUGGUCGUCUGUCAAGAACAUAAGCGUGAAAUAAUGCUCCCAAAUCUAGCAUUCAUUUCUGUUUAUAUACGACAGGCUUUAAUGAACUUGUCAUUAUCAAUAUGACUGGUAGAUGCAAUAAUAUAUGUAUGCACUGAAAAUACAAAGAGGUCUUGCAUAUUUAUGGUUAAGUGGAAACGUUUAAAAUGAUCAGCAGUUCUUAAUGAUAUUGUUCCAGAGCUGAGUGCCAUUCCAAUAUGACAAGAUUCUUCUACAAUAUCUGAAUACCUGAAUGUUAUAACAGUAAUAUCCUCGUGUUUUGUGGGGACGGUGAAAUCCACAAACAUUUUGAAACAUAAUUUUUGCUCAUAGAGAAGAUCCGUUCAAGUUGUUUUGUUUGAAAGAUAUAUAUUGCAUUUUUUGUAAUUACUUGUCGACAGGGCCGUCAGAUAUUUCCAAAAGAAAAUCUUUACACAAGCUUUACUGUUUGAAUUGUUAAGGUGUAGAAAACUUUGUCUAAUGUUGAGUUCUUGGUUUUUAUUACUAGGUAGAUUACCUUCCAUUGUUUAUAGAAAUACAGUUAAAGAAAACAUAAAAAAAAAAACCUGUGACAUCUUUUUUGCAAUUGUACCGAAAGUGGCUUACUAUUGAAGUCUGAUAGCUUUUUUCUAGUGACUAGGCGCGUACUGUGGGGUAGCGCGUGACGUGAUGUGUAAGUGACAAGUUGGCAGUGUCGUUCACUGUAUAGAUGUCAAUGCUGUGCUAUUUAAAACAAAUCUGUAGAGCUAAACUAGGUGGUGUAAACAAGGUCAAUUGUCUUUGUGCGUAUUGGCAUCUGUGAUAUCCUCCGCUUCCUCGGUGUUAGUUACAAAUCAUAUCGUCAUUAAGAGUUUACCACAUUGAGCCAUGUAAGACAGAAUUGGGUGGAAUAGUGUUAGUGACUUUUACCUGAAGUGAUAAUGUCACUGCAGAAUCUGUAUCAUGGUUGCACCUGGUGCUGGAUGCCCUCUAAAUACAUCCUCUGUAUCCUGCAAGUAAAUGACUUCCUUGUUGGGAAGAUUUCAUUACCUUAUCAAUUCCAGCCAAUUGGUUUAAAUCAAAUUUGACAGAUUAAAUGGAAUGUGAUGUUAAAGGUCCAGUGUGUAGGAUUUAGGGGGCAUAUUGACAUAAAUAUUAUA
This is a messenger RNA of Plectropomus leopardus (leopard coralgrouper), 2454 nucleotides long. RefSeq names its product transcription factor MafG. Gene Ontology annotation, biological process: regulation of epidermal cell differentiation; regulation of transcription by RNA polymerase II. The record is from RefSeq and is a predicted model, not a curated record. Gene Ontology annotation, cellular component: nucleus. Lineage: Eukaryota; Metazoa; Chordata; Actinopteri; Perciformes; Serranidae. Gene Ontology annotation, molecular function: RNA polymerase II cis-regulatory region sequence-specific DNA binding; DNA-binding transcription factor activity, RNA polymerase II-specific.